UUUUCCCUCGUUUUUCAACCUAAAUGCCAACCGCUUCCUUGCGUAUCUGCACAAGACGUAAGUAAACGUAAUCCUUGGCUGUCGCAGUUGUGAAUAUGAACACAGAGAAGGACUUUUCGCCUCUGACGCCCAACAUUGUCAGGGCACUGAAUGAUAAACUGUAUGAGAAGAGGAAAGUCGCUGCUCUAGAAAUCGAGAAGCUGGUCCGGGAGUUUGUUGCUCAGAACAAUUCUACUCAAAUCAGGCAUGUGAUUCAGAUUUUGGCAUCGGAGUUUGCUCUUUCCCAGCACCCUCACAGUCGGAAAGGUGGCCUCAUUGGACUUGCAGCCUGCUCCAUCGCACUGGGAAAAGACUCUGGUCUGUAUCUUAAGGAACUUAUUGAGCCUGUGCUCACGUGCUUCAAUGACUCAGACAGCCGUCUGCGCUACUACGCCUGUGAGGCCCUCUAUAAUAUAGUCAAGGUGGCCAGGGGGGCCGUGCUGCCGCACUUUAACCUGCUUUUUGAUGGUCUCAGCAAGCUGGCAGCAGAUCCAGACCCCAAUGUGAAAAGUGGAUCGGAACUCCUGGACAGGUUGCUCAAAGACAUAGUAACAGAAAGCAACACGUUUGACUUGGUGGCAUUUGUCCCCCUGCUGAGGGAGAGGAUCUACUCAAAUAAUCAGUAUGCCAGGCAGUUUAUCAUUUCUUGGAUCCACGUGCUGGAGUCUGUGCCAGACAUUAACUUGUUAGACUACCUCCCCGAGAUUCUAGAUGGGCUGUUUCAGAUCCUGGGCGAUAACAGCAAGGAGAUCCGUAAGACAUGUGAGGUGGUCCUGGGAGAGUUUCUGAAGGAGAUUAAGAAAGCACCCUCCAGUGUGAAAUUUGCUGAGAUGGCCAACAUCCUUGUUAUUCACUGUCAAGUUGCAGAUGAAGCCAAACUCACUAAUGAUCUGAUCCAGCUGACCGCUAUGACAUGGAUGAGGGAGUUUAUCCAGCUUGCAGGCAGAGUGGUGCUCCCUUAUUCCUCUGGCAUCUUAACUGCAGUGCUCCCUUGCCUUUCUUAUGAUGACAGAAAGAAGAAUACCAAAGAAGUGGCAAGUGCAUGUAAUAACAGUCUGAUGAAGCUAGUGACUCCUGAGGAUGACGAGGAAAAUGAGGAGGAAAUAAGUGGAAGUGGGUCACCAUCCAUAGGAGAGGGCCAGGCCAAAAUGGAGGGGGAUAGCAAUGAUAUGCUGAAUGCAUCACAAGAAUCUGUAGGUUUUAGUAAUAUUAGCUUCUUCACCCCAGCAAAUGCUGACAGACCUCAGGUAACUCUGGACCUAGAUGGCAUCGUACAGGUACUGGGCCGCUACCUACACGACUCGACUACUGGCAUGAUGACCCGCAUAGCUGUCCUCAAAUGGCUUUAUCACCUCUACAUUAAGACACCACGCAAAAUGUUCCGUCAUACCGACAGUCUUUUCCCCAUUCUGCUUAAAACACUGUCUGAUGAGUCUGAUGAGGUGAUACUCAAAGAUCUGGAGGUGUUAGCUGAAAUAGCUUCGUCGCCUGCUGGCCAAACAGAGCAGCCCUUCUCUUGUGACAGUGCCGACAACAAACUGGUCCUCAAAGUGCCAGAGGGUCCCAAGACAGGACAGCAGCCCAGCACAGGCACCAAAGCUGUGGACUCCUCCCCCUCCACUCCCAGCAUGAACUCAUAUUUUUAUAAGUUCAUGAUCAAUUUGCUGAAGCGUUUCAGCCUGGAGAGGAAGCUUCUGGAGAACAGAGGAGCUUUCAUCAUCAGGCAGCUGUGCCUGUUGCUUCACGCUGAGAACAUCUUCCACUCCAUGGCUGACAUCUUGCUGAAAGAGGAUGACCUGAAAUUUGCCUCCACUAUGGUUCAGACCCUCAACACCAUCCUGCUCACCUCUGCUGAACUCUUCCAGUUGCGCAAUCAGCUGAAAGACCUGCAUACUCAAGAAAGCUGUGCUUUGUUUUGCUGCCUGUACCGUUCCUGGUGCCACAACCCUGUGGCCACUGUGUCACUUUGCUUCCUCACACAGAACUACAAGCACGCCUAUGAUCUCAUCCAGAAGUUUGGAAACCUCGAGGUGACCGUAGACUUCCUGAUGGAAGUUGACAAGCUGGUGCAGCUCAUUGAAAGCCCCAUUUUUACCUACCUGCGGCUGCAGCUCCUAGACGUGGAGAACAACCCAUACCUGAUUAAGGCUCUGUACGGCCUGCUGAUGCUGCUGCCACAGAGCCAAGCCUUCCAGCUGCUCUCCCACCGCUUAAAGUGUGUUCCCAACCCAGAGCUCAUGAGAACUGUGGAUGAAUCUAAAUAUAUAGACUCCAAACAGCCGGCGACGUGCAGACGUGCCUCUCACAGUCAGGUAGAUUACAGUGAGCUGCUCCAGCAUUUUGACCUUGUUCAAAGCAAACACCUGGAGGUCCGACACCAACGUUCUGGGAGAACCUCUGAUCACCACGACAGAAAGCUGGUGUGAAGUUUUUGUGUCAUAGAGACCUUUGAUUUUUGGGAACGGUAACAGCUUAUUAUAAGUGUAUGUGUGACAGGAGUAAUA
Molecule: messenger RNA, 2543 nt
Organism: Nematolebias whitei (Rio pearlfish)
Lineage: Eukaryota; Metazoa; Chordata; Actinopteri; Cyprinodontiformes; Rivulidae
Gene: vac14
Product: vac14 homolog (S. cerevisiae)
Exons: 1
Coding region: 96-2465 (789 amino acids)
Biological process (GO): phosphatidylinositol biosynthetic process; positive regulation of kinase activity
Cellular component (GO): PAS complex; endosome membrane
Source: RefSeq, a predicted model, not a curated record